AUGCUGCCCGGUUCCCUGGGGCGGGCGGGGCAGCGCGGCGGGCUGCGGGCCUCCCUGCGGGGCUGGCUGCUCGUUUCCCCCGGCUGGGCGCUGCUGGGGCCGGGGCCGGGACCCUGCCCGUGCCGGAGGGGGCGGCACCAGCCCCCGGGCCGCAGGGAGCCCGCUGCGCUCCUCCGGGCCGCGCGGCAGGGGAUCGGGACGCGGGCGGGGGGGCUCGGAGCUGGGAAAGCUGGCGGUGGUAGCAAACAGGUGUCCGCGCGGGGCGAUCGGAAAGAAGAAACUCUGCUGUCGGCUGCUCAGAAAGGGAAGGCGGGAUGUAGUCGCUCCUGGGUGGGAUAUAUGCCGGGCGAUACUCGGAGAGUGAAAGAAGCUGGAAGAGACUUUACCUACUUUAUUGUGGUUCUUGUUGGAAUUGGUGUUACAGGUGGUUUGUUCUAUGUGAUUUUUAAAGAGCUAUUCUCUUCUUCUAGUCCAAGUAAAAUCUAUGGAGAUGCCUUGGAGAAGUGCAGAUCUCAUCCUGAGAUCAUUGCUGUUUUUGGUGAAUCUAUUAAAGGUUAUGGAGAGGCCACAAGAAGAGGAAGACGACAGUUUGUCAGUCACGUUGAAUACGUAAAGGAUGGACUGAAACAUAUGCGUUUGAAAUUCUAUAUUGAAGGCACUGAAUCAGGGAAACGGGGAACAGUCCACAUGGAAGUCAAAGAGAAUCCUGAGACAGGAAGAUUUGAGGUCCGCUACAUAAUUGUGGACGUUGACACCUAUCCUAGAAGAACCAUUGUUGUAGAAGACAACAGAUAG
This is a messenger RNA of Chaetura pelagica (chimney swift), 795 nucleotides long. It is a transcript of the gene TIMM21, whose product is annotated as translocase of inner mitochondrial membrane 21 homolog (yeast). The record is from RefSeq and is a predicted model, not a curated record. The coding region runs from base 1 to 795 and encodes 264 amino acids. Lineage: Eukaryota; Metazoa; Chordata; Aves; Apodiformes; Apodidae. Gene Ontology annotation, cellular component: TIM23 mitochondrial import inner membrane translocase complex. The transcript is spliced from 6 exons. Gene Ontology annotation, biological process: protein import into mitochondrial matrix.